GCCGCCGACGAGAACCCACUGAACGCUUCAUGGUAGGACUUAUUUACCGCUCUCAGCGCUUUAGCACGAACAAACGUGAACCCCGCUGCUGUUUUUCUCGCGCAUACAUGCAGAAUAGUGAAGCUGUGAAAAGAAGCAACAACACAAGAAGAGAACCAUUUGAUGGAAGAUAAGAAAAAGAAAAAACAAGAAGAGAAGAAAAAGAAAGACACUGCUCAGAAAAAGGCCACAGAACAAAUAACCAAAGUGCCAGACUCUGCCAAGCUCGACCCCACCCCUCCUCUUCCCCCCGCCAACCCCAGUGCCAUCCCAUCCGCAUCCCCAAGCAGUGGAAAUGGCAAGCGCGCCCCCUCCGGAGGCCAGCCGCAGACAGCACAGCAGCCACAGACUCCGCUCCAGCAGCGCUACCCGCCCAGAGAAGUGCCCCCACGCUUUCGCCAACAGGAGCAGAAGCAGCUGUUGAAAAGGGGCCAGCCUCUGCCCUCCGGGACCCUGCCUCUCAUCACCACGGGACGUCCCGCCACUAGCGAACCCGCAGCAGCAACAGUAGCCAUAAACUCCUCUCCAUCUUGCUCCUCUUCCUCCUCAGCCAGCUUGCCCACAGAACUGCCCUCACAGAGUGGCCACGGAGCCCAGUAUGAUAAUUCCCUCUGGGGACACCUGCCAGCCAAUAGAAGUGCCACAAGUGCUGGAUCUUCCACUAGUCUCAGUGGCUGGGAUCAACUAAUAAUUGACCAGAAGGACACAGAGGCUUGGCCUUCUAUUACCCUCAGCCAGAGCCAGGUGCCUCCGGGAGGAUGCCCUUUGGACACUGACCCUGGUCACUUGACCAGCAGCAGCAGUAGUACUAGCAGUAGUUGUAGUGCAGUGAGUAUGGCCACAGGAGCCAACAGUCAGACAGGCCACUUCCCUGCCAACCACCUUAGCAAAGCCAACAGUGGAUCUAGCCCUGCCAAUCAUGCUGGAACCAGCAUCCUCUCCAGCCAGGUUACAAGCAACCGUAGUUGGGGCUCUGGAUCUGGACCUUCCCACUGCCCCACACAGUCCUCAUUGGGGAAUGAAGGGAAAGGUGAUAACCCAGUGGGAGGAGGAGGCAGUAGGGGGUGGGGUUCCUCUUCAUCAUCCUCCACCACCAACUUUAACUUGAACCUAAACCCUAAUGCCAAUCCAUCUGCCUGGCCCAUGUUGGGGCAUGAUGGGGGUGGCACUGGGGGAGGCAGCUCAGGGGGAGCCAACACCAUUUCACCUCCUCAAUCUACACCCAACCUCUGUAAUCCACCUGGCCCCCCACCAACCCAAACCAGCACCUGUUCUGGAGCCAACACUAGCAGCAAGUCCUCUGGGAUUGGGAGUGCAUGGGGUACCAUUUUGGCUUCUGACGUGUCAGAGCCUGCCCAGUCUACAAAUGUGUCUUUCAGUUCAGAACCUCAGAACCUUAAAACUGAUGGACCAAAUCACACUAAUAAGCAAGAACCUCCCAGUCCAAUUCAAAACCUGUCUGGUUGGGGAAAUGCACCUAUAGGCUUGGGUUCUAUGGGACAGCCACCACCAGGAGGUUUGCAAGUCAAUGGAGAAGAUGGUAACUCUGUGUGGGGUAACAAUGGUAACUCAAAGCAAAAAUCCUCAAAGGAAGGACCUGGGUGGGAUUCUGCUUGGGGCCAUGGAGGUGGUGGAACAGGAAACUCAGGAGGCUGGGGUGAACAGUCUGGUGGAGACUGGGGGAAGCAGCACACUGAAGAGACCCAGGGCGGUUGGGAUGCACCUAGCUCUCCUCCCCAGGAUUCGCAGGCUGGUCCUUGGAGCCGAGCUGUGAGCACAGCUGGUGCCAGUGAAGGGAGCAGUGACAGCAUGGAAGGACAUCCCCGGCGGAGAGACCACUUAUCCAGAGAUAAUCCAGUUCCCCUGCUGCCUGCCCAGGAUCUGGAUCCCAGAGUGCUGUGCAACACUGGCUGGGGACAGACACCUGUUCGCCAGCACACCACAUGGGAUAUGGAACAUACCAAACAUAAGAAUGAAGUAAGCGCUGAAUCUUGGGGUUCCAGCAAAGCCACUCCAAGUGAUGCCCAGGGCUCUGCAAAUACUAACACGGGCCCCAUGCAGAGGACUGACCAUGGGAGCAAAAACGAUGUGCCUGGUUCUCAGGGAGCUUCUGGUUGGGGUGGAAGCAUGGCUGCUACCAACCAGCCCAGCUCUGGCUGGCGAGAGCCAUCCAACAACAUUAAGCAUCCUGUUGGCCCAAGUGGCUGGGGGAACCCUACAACAGCAGGCCCUACCACCAACAUACCCAAGAAUGGUGGCCAGCCUUGGGGAGAGGAGAAAUCAGCUGGAUGGGAUGAUUCUCACAGCAAGUCAACUUCCCAGGGCUGGGGAGAGCAACCCAAAGCACCCCACUCCUGGGGCAAGAGUGGAGGGAGCAAUAACACAGGGGACUGGGGAGAACCAGAAGAGAGCAAGAAAAAUCCAACUAACCCUGACUGGGAAAACCAGCGAGGCUGGAGAAUGUCUAAUCCAGGAUCUGGAAUAUCUACAGCUGGAGAAAGUGGGGGCUGGUGUGAGUCAGCACCUCAGCGCCCCAGUGGCCCUCCGCAAGGUUGGGGUGGCAAGCCUCAGGAAGGCCCUAGUGGCAAUAGUGGAGGAGGGACCAUGGGCUCUUGGGGUGGAUCAUGCACAGUGAAGCAACCCGGCAACUGGGGUGGUACCGGUAGUAGUAGUAAACAAGAACAUAAAGCCGAGGCUACAGGUUGGGAAGAGCCGUCUCCGCCUUCAAUCCGACGUAAAAUGGAGAUUGAUGAUGGAACCUCAGCUUGGGGGGACCCUGGUACCUACAGCAAGGCUGUCAAUUUGUGGGAUAAGAACAGUUCAGUAAUGUCCCAGGCUAAAGUUCCCACAGGAGGCAAUAACCCCCCAGGACCCACUAACAACCACCCUCCCCACGCUCACAAUCACCCUUAUCACGGGCCACCUGCACCUUUACAGAACAAUAACCAAAACACCCAAAACCCAGGCCCCACCAGUGGGCCAAUGGAUCCUAUAGUGCAACACCAAUCUGGACCGUCUCACAGCAGGGGUCCCAUGAUGGCUCAAGGUUGGGGAGAGAUACCCAGCUCCCACCCAAAAUCAGAGAGUACUUGGGGAGAUCCGGCACCCUCUCCGGUCAGUGUGGAUAACGGCACGUCAGCGUGGGGGAAACCGACUGGAAGCUCGGGCUGGGGAGAUGGAAACCCAGACAGCUACGGCAGGGGAAACCCAACAAUGACAUCUACAUCUUGCAAACCUGCACCCAAACCUAUGCAAGAUGGAUGGGGAGGAGGAGGAGGAGGGGAAGAGCUCAGUCUUUCAGGUGGUCAGUGGGAUGCAGAGGAGGGAGACAUGUGGAACAGCAAUGCCUCCCAGGAGACCAACAACUCCAACUCCUGGGGCAAUGCAUCCAAAAAAGGACCACAGAAGGUGAAGGUCCCAGGGAAGCAGGAAGAUGCAUGGAUUAUGAAUCGUCUCAUUAAACAGCUGACAGAUAUGGGAUUCCCUCGGGAUCCAGCUGAGGAUGCUUUGAAGAGCAACAAUAUGAACUUGGAUCAGGCCAUGAGUGCCCUGCUGGAGAAGAAGAUUGAGCUGGACAAGCGUGGGAUGGGCAUAGGCGGGCACGACUACAACAACGGGCUCAUCAACAAGCCCAUGAGCUGCCCUCGGCCUCCGCUUCUUUCCAAAGACCCCUCAGCAGAUCCCCGCUUGCCCUACAUGGAUAAGAUGCAGAGUGGAAUGUUUGGCGGUGGUGGAGCAGCACAAGCCCGGGCUAUGCAGCAGCCGCAGCCACCUCCUCAGCCACCAGUGCCGCCUCUCAGCUCCUCUCAGCCUAGUCUACGCGCUCAAGUGCCUCAGUUUCUCUCCCCUCAGGUUCAAGCACAGCUCUUACAGUUUGCAGCAAAAAACAUUGGUCUGAAUCCUGCACUUUUAACCUCACCAAUAAAUCCUCAACAUAUGACCCUUCUCAAUCAACUGUACCAGCUGCAACUGGCGUACCAGCGUUUACAAAUUCAACAGCAGAUGUUGCAGGCACAGCGCAAUGUUUCUGGCCCCAUUCGACAACAAGAGCAGCAAGUUGCACGUACAAUCAAUAACAUGCAGCAGCAGAUCCAACAGCACCAGCGUCAGCUGGCACAGGCUCUGCUGAUGAAACAACAGCAACAGCCCCCCACCCACUCGGGCCUGCAUCCUGGUGGAGCCAAAUCUAGCCUGGAUUCGUUUCCAGGUCACCCCCAGACUUCAGGCCUCCCUGAUCUGCAGACCAAAGAGCCGCAGUCGUCUCCCGCCACCUACAGCCCCUACGCUCUCUCUGGACUGAAUCCAAACAUGAAUGUAAUGGAGGUGGGAAGUCUGUCUAUGAAGGAACCACCUCAACCCCAGUCACGCCUGUCACAGUGGACGCACCCCAACUCCAUCGAAAGCCUCUCUGGAAACUCCUCUCCUCUCGAGCCCAACCUGGGAAAGCAUGGUGCCAAUCUGGGCCCUCCUGGGAAGCCCCCUCAGCUGGACGACUCGUACAGCCCCUAUAACUUGAUAUCCAACUCAGAGUCUCCCACUAGCCCCCUGGUCCCUCCAGACAGUUGGGGACAGGGCAAGAGCAGCAGUGACAAGAUCUCCAAUGGGACCAAUAUCAACUGGCCACCGGAGUUUUGCCCCGGUGUGCCCUGGAAGGGCCUCCAAAAUAUUGACCCUGAGACUGACCCGAAUGUGACUCCGGGCAGCGUCCCCAGCGGGCCCACCAUCAACACCAACAUCCAAGAUGUCAACCGCUACCUGCUCCGGGACAGGAGUGGAAGCUCCUCUCCCACUUCAUCUCAGAACGAGGCUCUGCCUCCGUCCACUGAUUGGCCCGUCAGUGCCUACACUAGUUCGUUCAGUCUGUCGUCCCCGGAGAUGGACGAUGCAGGUAAACUCUCAGAGAUGAAAUCUACCUGGUCUCCAGGGCCCAUCUCUCACAGCCAGGCGUCUCUGUCCCAUGAGCUGUGGAAGGUCCCCCAGGGUCCCCGGAGCAGCAACACAGCCCCUUCUCGCCCACCGCCCGGCCUCACUAAUCCAAAGCCUUCAUCCACCUGGGGGGGCAAUUCUCUGGGUCUGGCCCAGGGCUGGAGCAGCUCUUACACUACAGCAGGUACCACGUGGAGUACAGACAGCGCCACCAGGACCAGUAGCUGGCUGGUUCUGAGGAACCUCACUCCACAGAUUGAUGGUUCAACUCUGCGUACACUGUGCAUGCAGCACGGCCCCCUCAUCACAUUCCACCUAAACCUGACACAGGGAAAUGCAGUGGUGCGCUACAGCUCCAAGGACGAAGCUGCCAAGGCCCAGAAGUCCCUGCAUAUGUGCGUGCUCGGAAACACCACCAUCCUCGCAGAGUUUGCCGGGGAAGAGGAAGUGAAUCGCUUCUUUGCACAGGGCCAGUCGCUCGGCGGAACAACCAGCUGGCAGGCCACGUCAGGCACCAAUCAGAACCGGAUGGGCGGAGCCGGGUCCGGAGCCUCCCAUCCCAUCGGCCACUCUCCCCACUGGAACAACAACAGCAACGGCGCCAGCAGCGGCAGUAGCAGCAGCCUCGGAGCGUGUGGAACAAAGACGGGAGGAGAGCUGCUCUGGGGCGGCGUCCAGCAGUAUUCCAGCCUGUGGGGGCCCCCGAGUGGAGAGGAGGGACGGGUCAUGGGGAGCCCCACGCCAAUCAAUACACUGCUUCCUGGUGACCUGCUGAGUGGAGAGUCCAUGUAGGAAAAACAAACACAAACAGGAGCAAAAAAAAUAAACCUUGCAAAUCAGUGUGGAGAUAAUCAGAGUGUGAAGUUGACAAAGAGAGACGAGAAGAGGACAAGUCCACGUGUUUGCUGCUUGCCCUUGUCAGAACCCUCUGCUCCUUUUGUGUCUAAAGGCAUUUUAGUUGCAGUUUUAUUGUGAAUCUCAGUAAGACGUUUUGGUUAUAGUGUUCAGCUUUUGCCUCUGAAGACACAGGAAAAAGUGUUUCAUCCAUCAAAGAAAGAGGAAUACUUACAGAACUGAACUUGGAGAAGUCGCCGUGUGGAAAGUACUCUAGUGAAACUGACACAGUGACGGAGCUGCCAUCUUUGAACUUAGCGUAAUCCCUCACUGCCCUUUGAGGCAAUCAUACUGCACCUCAGAUAUCCAUGAAAAAGACAUCAUUCCCAAAGUUUAAAAAAAACAAAAACAAAAAAACCCUUCAAUCAGAGUGGUUGUUGAACUUUCAGCUGGUCCAGACUCAACGUUUGUUUCUCUCAGCACUAAUAUUAGCCUUAAACUGUUUCCUGCCCAGCUAUCCUCACACACUCUGUACUUGGUGAAGAAGUACACAGAGACUUGCACACCCUUCUUUCUGAGCCAGUGAAACCUGAGUGGAAAGUACAUGCUGCUGCGGCUUACCAUAAGCAACCACAGCCACAACUUUAGUGCAUUAUUGGAAGCAGAUUGAGUUCCCCCCACGACGCUCAAAGGGAAUGAUGCAACUCUGUUCGCCUUGUUCAAGCCAUUUAUUUUUGUAGUGCUUUUUUUUUUUUUUUUUUGGAAUAAUUAUUAUUUUUCUUCUUGAACCAUUGAAAAAACAAAGCUAAGAUAUGAUUUUAUUCAGAUGUGUCUGUCAAUCUCACCUAGCGGACGGGAGUUUGGGGUCACGCGUGUACAGUUAAAGAUGUAAUGGACGACUAAGAGAACCACUGCUAUUACCAUGAAACUGUAAAGACAAACACUUCAGUGCACCUCAGCUCAUCUGCAGGCGUGAGCCGCAGACGUUCUCACUGACAUCAUGGAAAAAACCUCAUAUAUUGUCCCCUCGGCUUUCCCACCACCGUACGCCCACUCCACCUGCAAACACACCAACUCAAGCGACGUGCAAUAUAAGCAACAGACUCUAUCGUCCAGACACCCUACCACAGAAAGCAGACUGUAAGGAAUGACUGAACUGCAAAAACGCAAUCUACCCUGCAGCCCCACCACAGAUAAAAAGGAAAAAAAAAGAAAAAACUGCCACUACUACCCUUCAUCUCCCCUUAGAGUGUGUGAACUCAGGAGAGUAGCAAGCUGGUCUUCAACCAUCUUCUGUCCAGUAUACAAGGACGUACAUACUUAAGCACUUCUUUAACCAGCCGCCUCUCCGCACUUAUGCUAGAGACUGACUUCGGGGAGGGUGAAGGGAAAGUUUAUGUGUGUGUGUGCGUGUGUGUGUGUGUGUGCGAGCGUGUAUUUGUGAACAUAGUGUGUAUGUGUGCGCGCUUGGAGCGAUGGCGACAAACCAAAAUAAGUGGAGCCUGUUUUCCUUAUCACCAAGAAGGCCCGAUCACUUUGUGUUUUUUUUUUUUUUUGUUUUUUUGUUCUUCUUUGUCCACAUUUAUGUUUGUUGAAAAAUCUGAAGCAAAGAUUUGUGAAUAGGUGGUUUAUCAUAGCACUUAGCAAGAGCGCCGCUGCUCGUAAAACCCUCAAUGCCAACGAAUAGAAGAAAGGAGAAGCAACACUGGCAACAAAAAGAAACAAACAAACUGCAACGCAAAGACAAAAAGCAAUCUGCUUAGUGGCUUCUCUCUAUCUGAUUUUGUUUUUUUUUAACUUAACAUGGAUGUGAAAAUGUUUUUUAUGGAAUACUUCUUCCCUGAAGUCAGUGGGACCAGAGGAAGUUAUGGUAGCAAAGUGAAGGGAAAUACAAAAAAAACUUUAAAAAAAAAAACAAAAAAAAAGAACUAACUCAGCUGAUGAUGGGUGUGGCAGGGAAAGACCCCAACGCACUUAUCCUCACCCUCUUGUAUCAAAGUAAAUAUCACUGUUACAUUUGAAAUCUCUUGGUGUUUGGAAAUGCUCAUCAUGUUCAUAUUCUACUGGGUCCAGCAGGGAGGAUUGCCAUCUCGUCUUUGUUUUCUUCCUCUACUUUUUUCUCCCCCCUUUGUGUUUUGGAGGCCCUGCCAACCUGUGUGAUAGUGUGGCCACUGAGUGCCUGCCUGCUGCAGAGUGCAGUGCUGCAGCAGCCUUCACCUCUCCCACCUCACCACUAUCUCGCUCGCCUGCCUCCCUGUGGAUCCCUACAGUCUGGAAUCCCUCCUCUUCCUCCUCCGCCUGGACCUCGAGGCCAAGAGCAGCUCUUUUAGGACUGGCCCUACCUGUAUUAAAUUUUACUACUGCUACACCAGAGUCUGUCAUCACCAGCCUCCACUUCCACUCUCUGUCUCUCUCUCUCUCCUGCAAGGAUCACUUUAGUCAGAGAUGGAGGCAUUUGUUGUUCUGUUAUUUUUUUUUUUUUCUUCCUCCCUAGUUUGUUAUGAAAUUACCAGUGUGCAUUUUUUAUUUUGUUGUAAUAACUUUUGCUGAUGUUGUUGCUGUUCUCACUGAUGAUAUAGUCAAUGAUUGUUUGUGAUAAUGAUUUUCAUGGCUUUUAAAUAUUGGUCUUCAUGCAGUGUUCAGCUUCUCUCCUGCCCCUCCUGUUGUCUCCGAGGCACAACCGGUGUGCAGUUUUCCGAGGUACGUCCCAGCGGGGCCACACCAAACACCGCAGAUGUCAGUGUGCCCUGCCGUGGGAGGAGUCGCAACAAAUUGUAAAUUCUUUGAAACAACGAGCCGACUUCCUCCGUCCAUCGCGGGGCGUCGACACCACCACGUGUCGCCCGUCCUUUAGUGUGGACGGGCCUCGCUCACACUGGUGCUUUAUCUCUGGGAGCACUCAGUUACGCUUAGAAACCACCUCAACUGACAACAGCCUUCCAUUUCUAUGCAAAGACAAGGAGGUGUCCAUCCGCAGCCAUCCCCUACAUCCACAGUCUCCACUUAUCUUGCAACUUCUACUACCAGGCAGCUUGUCCUCAAAACCUCACCUGGAUGAAAUGUGGGGGACACUGAAAGAGCCUCUCGUUUCACGUGGACAGAGCUGUCAGAUGACACUAAAUUACCUGCUGGAGGCUACUACUUGUUGGCACUUGGUCUGGUGCCAACGGAUUUGCUGAUUUGUCUUCUUCCAAUGUCUGUCAUCCUGAAUGAUCUUGGAUAGUUGGGUUGGUUGUACUGCUGCAGGGGUGCACCCCACACGCUUCGGAGGCAGGAGGCUGAAGGGCAGGACGGAUGAGAUGGUGCUGGUCUGUCACCAACAGAAGACUGGAAAUGUCCGUGGAUUUACCAGGCUGCAGUAA
Molecule: messenger RNA, 9161 nt
Organism: Cololabis saira (Pacific saury)
Lineage: Eukaryota; Metazoa; Chordata; Actinopteri; Beloniformes; Belonidae
Gene: tnrc6c1
Product: trinucleotide repeat containing adaptor 6C1
Exons: 21
Coding region: 163-5757 (1864 amino acids)
Biological process (GO): miRNA-mediated post-transcriptional gene silencing; positive regulation of nuclear-transcribed mRNA poly(A) tail shortening
Cellular component (GO): nucleoplasm; P-body
Molecular function (GO): RNA binding; protein binding
Source: RefSeq, a predicted model, not a curated record